This is a messenger RNA of Gossypium raimondii (Peruvian cotton), 1431 nucleotides long. RefSeq names its product O-fucosyltransferase 23-like. The record is from RefSeq and is a predicted model, not a curated record. NCBI's taxonomy places the organism in Eukaryota, Viridiplantae, Streptophyta, Magnoliopsida, Malvales, Malvaceae. Gene Ontology annotation, biological process: pollen-pistil interaction. The coding region runs from base 343 to 1386 and encodes 347 amino acids. The transcript has a single exon.
CUCCUAUGUUAUUUUUUCAACGAGGUUGAUUAAGUGUGUGAACUUCAAAUGGAUUUAUCGUCUAACUGUAAGCUUUCGAGGUUAUUCGCCUGCAAUUUGACUUCCAUUAUAUGCAAAUGUCUAGCUUUGGUCACCAUUGCUCUGUUCUUCAGAGCUAUUUUGUACCAUUUAUCAUCUGGAGAUGUGCUUGAACGGGACGACCUCGACUUGAUUCCAGGCCGCUCUAUGUUGUCGCAAUCCGAUGAAGGGAUUCGUAGAAAUAAGUUUUUGGAAGUCCCUCAACUAGUUUGGGGACUAAAUAAUUAAAAGAUAGCAUUUGUAAGAGCUUGUUUAACUACUAGAAUGCUGAACCGAACUCUUUUGAUGCCAAGCUUAAGUGCUUCACUUUUCUGUAAGAAAAUCAACCGCUUGCAGCCGAUUUCGUUUGAUAAAGUCUUCAAAUUCGAAAGGUUUAAUACCCUUUGUGAAGGGUUUGUCCAGUUAGCUCGUUACUCGGAUCUUAAGAAUCGAACCGGAGUAUACGAUCUCCGAAAGGGAAGUGGAAGAAAAUGGACUGUUGAGAGAGACCUUGAGCAGUUGAAGCAAAGCAUCAUCAAUGGUCCUAUUGAUAUGCAUGAGGUGAUUAGAAUGGUUGGAAAGAAUCCAUUUCUUUGGCAUGGUCAUUGGCCUGUCAAGGACUAUGCAAGGGUCUUUGAGUGCUUAGUGUUGGUUGAUGAAAUAUCAAAAGAAGCAGAUAAAGUUGUUUCCAAGAUUAGGCAGAUAGGAAGGAAGCUUAGAAGCGAACCCGGCAUGGGUUCUUCGUUGCGACCGGCUCCUUAUGUAGCUGUCCAUAUAAGGGUCGAAAUCGAUUGGAUGAUUCAUUGUAAGAAGUUAGAACAAAGAUCAGGUGUUAGCCAAAUAUGUAGCAGCAAGCAAGAAAUUAUAGAAAGAGUGGGGAAAAUCAUCAAUCUUGAAGCUCCCAUUGUUGUUUAUCUUGCUGUUGCUGAUAACCUCCUUAAUGAUUCUUCAUUAUUGAGUGGUUGGAACAAAGGGUUGGUUCCUUGUGAAAAGAAGAACUUAGGGGUUGAUGGAAUUUACAAGAAACAUCCAUAUCUGAUUCAGUCUGCAAUUGAUAAUGAGGUAUGCUCGAAGGCUGAUAUAUUCGUAGGCAACAGUUUUUCGACUUUUUCAAGCCACAUAGUUUUUGAGAGAACACAAAAGAUGAUGAGAAUGGGGAGUACAAGCUCAUGCAAGAACGAGAACGAGGUCGAUGUUCAGUGGCCGUCUUAUGCAUACAAUAUAGCAGCAGGGGAAUCAAAUGGUCCUCAGAAAUGGAUGACUAAUAUGUCUGAUUCAAGUCUCAGAGUAAUUAGUUAUGACUCUAAUGCCAUUUCUUGUUUAGGUUGAACCCAAUUCAUCCUCCUGGUUGAAUGGCCUAAAGGAUAUCUGUAU